AUGGGGGCUACCGGCGCCAGCGGAUCUAGCAGGGACAGCAGAGGCAGCCUUUCGCCAACGCCGCAGCCGCAGCAGGCGGGACCGUGGCCGUCUCUUUGCCCGUCUCCUGCUCGUCACAGGCGGUCAUCUUCGCAGGCACUCCCGAUGCGCCACGAGGUGGACCACGAGGAGCCGCCGCCGGACCGCUUCUACGAUGCCGAGGUCCAGCGGGCCCUUGCCGAUGCCCAGUCCGUCGCGCAAGACCUGGCUAGCGUGCUGGGCCGCCACCCCUUGAACGUGGACCAGGACUCGCCCAUAUGGCGUCUCUCGGAGAGAGCCGGGGAGCUGGCCCGUUUCCGAUGCCCUCCGACUCGUACAGUAGGUCUGGUUGGCGACUCGGGAGUUGGCAAGAGCAGCCUGCUGAACUCGCUGCUGGAUUGCGACGGACUGGCCCGGGCGACCAACAACGGAGCGGCGUGUACGUGCGUCGUGACGGAAUACUGGUACCACGACAGGGACGGCUUUGCCGUCGAGGUCGAGCCGUUCAGCCAGAGCGAGAUCAGGGAGCAGCUGACCGAAAUGGUGCACGCAUAUUGCCAGCGUCUCCGCCGCUCCGCAGGCUCGGAGGAUGCGCAAGAUUCAGAUGAUGCGGAGAACUCGGACGUCCGCCAGUCGCAUGCCGAGGACGCGAGGCACUGGGAGGAGCGCGCAGCCGUUGCCGAAGACUCCUUCCGGGCCAUGUUCGAGGAUCGAUUCACGCCCGCGCUGUUCCAGCAGGGGCGGUCGGAAGAGAGCAUAGUGAGAACGCUAGUCGGUUGGGCGCAGGAGCUCAGCCCUGUCAACGCCAACACCCGCGAAAUCCGGUCCUCGGUCAGAGACUGCUCCUCCCUCCUGGCACAGCUCACGUCGAACGCGGGUCCAUCCGGAGGAGCGCCGGUGUGGCGUUAUAUCAAGAAGGUCAAGGUGUUCCUCAAGGCGUAUAUUCUGAGCAAAGGCCUUAUCCUCGUAGACCUCCCAGGACUCCACGAUCUGAACUCGGCUCGACGCAAUAUCACCGAACGCUACAUAGUCGAGUGCAACGAGAUCUUCGCCGUCUGCAACACUGGGCGAGCGACGACCGACCAAGGGGUCAUGAGCGUGUUUGAGCUUGCUCGGCGGGCGGACUUGUCCAACGUUGGCAUAAUCUGCACCAGAUCCGAUGACGUCAAGGCCGAGGAGGAGGUGCGGGAGCACACCGGUGCGGCGGCGGUGAGGCUGCGGCACUUGAUUCAAUUGGUAAGGGACGCGGAGCGCAGAUUGGCGCCGGUCGGCCAAGAACUCGCAGAGUUGAACGCCAUCUUGGACGGAGGUGAUGAGCUGUUCGAGCAAGAAGAGGCGAGGCGAAUCCAGCUCUUGGGGGAGAAAGACCGGAUUGAAUGCCACCGCACCGCCAUGGAGCUCCGCAACGCCACCGUGACGGCUGGGCUAAUGCGCACCUAUGCCGACAGGAUACCGGGCGGCGGCGGCCAACUGCGCGUGUUCUGCGCCAGCAACACGCUAUACUGGGAGUGGCGAGACAAGCCCGCAGACCGGGCGCUCCCCUUUCUCCGCCAGAGCGGCAUCCUCGCCAUCCGGCAGCAUUGCCUGGGCCUCGUUUCGGAGAGCCAGCUCCGCCUCGCCAUGCAGUACAUGCACCGCGACGUCCAGGAGCUCGUGAGCAACGUCGACCUGUGGGUCAGGUCCGGGGCGGGCGGUACGGCCGACUUGGCGCGGGCACGGGAGGUCCGCCGGGUGCUCGACGGGGUGGAGGCCCGCUUGAGGGGGGAUUUCACGGGAGUGCAUUCGCCGAUCAUGAACCUAGACCGGUGGCUUUCGCGACGGUUCGGGGAGGACGUGUAUCAACAGCGCCGAACUCGCGAGUGGACCCGAGAGGCAGUAAAAGCCGGGCUGGUGUGGAACGGGGUAACAACCUAUGCUGCGUUUUGCCGGAACUAUGGACAUCACAACACCGACGCCGUGGGUUUUCACGACUGGAACGAGGAAGCGAUGGCGGCCAUGUCGGAUGCCUUGUCCGCGGUCUGGCGCACCUUCUACCCCGUUAUUCUUGACCGCUUAGACCGCGUCUUGGAGACCAUAUCCGACUCACUGGAAUGGGCUGUCAAUCGCCUAGAGGCUGUGGUUGACGGCUACCGGUCCGACUCUCUGCACCCGCUCCGCAUAGCCUUGACGUCCCGCCAACACAGUCUUGUGUUCCGGGUGGAGGACAUUUGCGACAAGUUUGAGGAAGACCUCAGGACGCUCCGAACUGACGCACUUCGGGGGCAUCGGACCUCCUUCUAUGGACGAGGCAUGGAAGGCACAUACAACCGCGCCAUUGCAGAAUACGGCAGCGGGAGCUGGGGCCGGAAGAAGGCCAUCAUCAACGCGGCGCUCGGCAACGAGCAGCUACUUGCGGCGGUAAUGAGAAAGUUCCGAGACGGCUUCGGGGAGCUAGCCGCGGCACUGCAGGCCGAGGUUCGAGCAGUCGUCGCAUCCGACCUCGACGUCAUCAAGGACACGUUGGGCAUUGUCCGGAACGAGAGCGCCGCACCGCCGAGCGAGGAGGAGUUGGCGUUCAGAGCGCGUGUUGCGGACGAGAUUCGGACCGUCAGGCAGCGGCUCGACCAUGCCCUGGCGAGGGCUCCGGAGUCGACGGUAGGGUCUGAGGGGCGCUGA
Chaetomium strumarium is the source of this 2673-nucleotide messenger RNA. RefSeq lists its product as uncharacterized. The record is from RefSeq and is a predicted model, not a curated record. Bases 1 to 2673 code for a protein of 890 amino acids. The transcript has 11 exons. Lineage: Eukaryota; Fungi; Ascomycota; Sordariomycetes; Sordariales; Chaetomiaceae.